Messenger RNA from Choloepus didactylus (southern two-toed sloth), 1020 nucleotides. RefSeq names its product methylosome protein 50-like. The record is from RefSeq and is a predicted model, not a curated record. Lineage: Eukaryota; Metazoa; Chordata; Mammalia; Pilosa; Megalonychidae. Gene Ontology annotation, cellular component: methylosome. Gene Ontology annotation, biological process: oocyte axis specification. Gene Ontology annotation, molecular function: protein binding.
AUGAGGAAGGAAGCUCCGCCUCCCCUGGUAACCCCGGCGAUCCGCGAGCGGAACCUUCCCCCUAAUGCACCCGCCUGUAUGGAGCGGCAGCUGGAGGCUGCGCGGUACCGGUCCGAUGGGGCGCUCCUGCUCGGGGCCUCAAGUCUGAGUAGCCGCUGCUGGGCUGGUUCUCUCUGGCUUUUCAAGGACCCUUGUGUCGCCCCCAGCGAAGGCUUCUGCUUCGCCGGAGUCCAGACGGAGGCCGGAGUGGCUGACCUCACUUGGGUUGGAGACAGAGGUAUCCUAGUGGCUUCAGAUUCUGGUGCAGUUGAAUUGUGGGAUGAGAAUGAGACACUCAUUGUCAGCAAGUUCUGCAAGUAUGGGCACGAUGAUAUUGUAUCUACAGUCAGCGUCCUGAGCUCUGGCACACAAGCUGUCAGCGGCAGCAAAGACUUCUGCAUUAAGGUUUGGGACCUUGUUCAACAGACAGUUCUGAACUCAUACCGAGCUCACUCUGGGCAGGUCACCUGUGUUGCUGCCUCUCCCUACAAGGACUCUGUAUUUCUUUCAUGCAGUGAGGACAGUAGAAUUUUACUCUGGGAUACCCAUUCUCCCAAGUCGGCAUCACAGUUGGGCUACACUGCCUCUGGCUUCCUUCCUACCUCACUGGCUUGGCAUCUUCAGCAAAGUGAAGCCUUUGUCUUUGGUGAUGAGAAUGGGACUGUCUCCAUUGUGGACACCAAAAAUGCAAGCCUUGCCCUCAGCUCAACUGUGCACUCCCAGUGUGUCACUGGGCUGGUGUUCCUGCCACACUAUUCGUUCCUGGCCUCUAUCAGUGAAGACUGCUCACUCGCUGUGCUGGACUCUGGCCUUUCUGAGGUGUUUAGAAGCCAAGCCCACAGAGACUUUGUGAGAGAUGCUACUUUGUCCCCACUCAAUCACUCCCUUCUGACCACAGUGGGCUGGGACCAUCAGGUCAUCCACCAUAUUGUGCUCACUGAACCUGUCCCGGUCCUUGGACUUAAGAGUGUUGCUGAGUAG